Molecule: messenger RNA, 2560 nt
Organism: Camelina sativa (false flax)
Lineage: Eukaryota; Viridiplantae; Streptophyta; Magnoliopsida; Brassicales; Brassicaceae
Product: auxin response factor 18
Biological process (GO): response to hormone; regulation of DNA-templated transcription
Cellular component (GO): nucleus
Molecular function (GO): DNA binding
Source: RefSeq, a predicted model, not a curated record
UAUAUAUGUAUUGUGCAUGAUACCGUGAGACUUCUUCAAAAAAGGAAGCAGCUUUGGUUUGCUGCAGAUCGAGGUUAGGUAUGGAGAAGAAGAAGUAAGCAAAAAAAACGAAAAAAAACGGCGAGAAGUUUGUGAUUGUUGAGGCAAAACAACACGGAAUCUGAGAGAGAAGAGGAGAAGACAAAAAAAUAAAAGAGAGAGAAAGAGAGAUCGGUUUCGUGGCGGAAGGAGAGAGUGAAUAAUUACGUUCCUCUCUCAAUCAAUACGGACAUAACCGUCCGUUGUGUUGUGUGUCCUUUGUUUUAUAAAGCAAAUAAAGUUUUGCUUUUUUGUUUUUUGUUUUGGUGUUGCUCCAUUGAUGGGUCUGUUCUUUCUUCUCUCUCGUGUUUCUUUCAUGGGGGGGUUUUAGUUAAAAGACUAGUGUUUACUGCGUGCCUCAAGGGUUUUUUCUUCUUCUUCUUCUACUGCUCUCUCAUCUGGGGUUCUUCUUCAAUGGCGAGUGUUGAAGGUGAUGAUGAUUUCAGAACUUCUUUGUCAAGGUCUUAUCAGGAUCAACUAUACACAGAGCUAUGGAAAGCUUGUGCAGGUCCAUUAGUUGAAGUUCCUCGUGCUGAAGAACGAGUUUUCUACUUCCCUCAGGGUCACAUGGAACAACUUGUGGCUUCAACUAAUCAGGGAAUCAAAUCAGAAGAAAUACCUAAAUUUAAUCUUCCUCCAAAGAUACUUUGUCGAGUUCUUAAUGUCACAUUAAAGGCGGAGCAUGAGACUGAUGAAGUUUACGCUCAGAUCACAUUAAAACCAGAGGAACAUCAAAUUGAACCCACAAGUCUUGAUCCACCUUUGGUUGAACCAGCUAAGCAAAUGUUCCAUUCGUUUGUUAAGAUUUUAACGGCUUCAGAUACAAGCACUCAUGGUGGAUUCUCUGUUCUUCGUAAACACGCCACUGAAUGCUUGCCUGCCUUGGAUAUGACACAAGCUACUCCUACUCAAGAACUUGUGACUAGAGAUCUUCAUGGCUUUGAGUGGAGGUUUAAGCAUAUUUUCAGAGGACAACCUAGGAGACAUUUGCUUACAACGGGUUGGAGUACAUUUGUAUCCUCGAAAAGACUUGUAGCUGGAGAUGCUUUUGUGUUCUUGAGGGGUGAGAAUGGAGAUUUACGUGUUGGAGUGAGGCGAUUAGCUCGACAUCAAAGCACGAUGCCUACUUCGGUUAUCUCAAGUCAGAGCAUGCAUUUGGGAGUUCUUGCUACAGCUUCUCAUGCCGUGGGUUCAAAAACAAUGUUUGUUGUGUUUUACAAGCCUAGGAUAAGCCAAUUCAUAGUUGGUGUGAACAAGUAUAUGGAAGCUAUAAAGCAUGGCUUUUCUCUUGGUACACGAUUCAGAAUGAGAUUUGAAGGAGAAGAGUCUCCUGAGAGAAUAUUUACAGGUACGAUUGUGGGAACUGGUGAUCUAUCUUCAGAGUGGCCAGCUUCUAAAUGGAGGUCAUUGCAGGUCCAAUGGGAUGAGCCAACAACAGUUCAGAGACCAGACAAAGUGUCACCAUGGGAGAUAGAGCCUUUCUUGCCAACAUCCCCAAUUUCAACCCCUGCUCAACAACCACAACCACAAUCGAAAUGCAAGAGGUCAAGACCCAUGGAGCCAUCGGUUACAACACCAGCUCCACCUAGUUUCUUGUACAGCUUCCCUCAGAGCCAAGAUCCCGCCAAUACAUCCCUUAAACUGUUCCAAGAUCCAUCACUUGAGAGAAGUUCAGGUGGAUACUCCUCAAACAACAGCCUCAUAGCCGAGACUCCUCCUCCAACGAAUGGUUGCUAUAGGUUGUUUGGAUUUGAUCUCACAAGCAAUCCCACUGCUCCGAUCUUUCCAGACAAACAACCAAACGAUACUUGUGGAGCUGCCAAGUGUCAAGAACCCAUCACUCCAACCUCAAUGAACGAGCAGAAGAAGCAGCAAACAUCCAGAAGUCGAACUAAAGUGCAAAUGCAAGGGAUUGCGGUUGGCCGUGCGGUUGAUUUAACACUGUUGAAGUCAUACGAUGAAUUGAUAAAGGAGCUUGAGAGGAUGUUUGAGAUUCAAGGACAACUUCGUCCUCGAGACAAAUGGGUCGUUGUCUUCACAGAUGAUGAAGGAGAUAUGAUGCUUGCUGGAGAUGAUCCAUGGAAUGAGUUUUGCAAGAUGGCCAAGAAGAUAUUUAUAUAUUCCAGCGAUGAAGUUAAGAAGAUGACAACAAAACGGAAGCUUUCUUCGUCGUUAGAGAAUGAAGAAUGAUGUAAUAAUCAUCGAAGUAGGGUGGUGAGGGUUUAGCUGUUAAUUAAGGUUUAAUCCGGCGACGUCGUUUUAGUACUUAAGGUUCCAUAGAGACUCAGUCUGUGUAUAUAAAAAGUCUCUUUUUUUUUUCAUGUCAAUUUUUUAGGUUGGCGAUUUUAAAUAUUUCGGUUUUGGGACAGUGGUUGAUGGGUCGGUUCACAUCUUUAUGUACUUUGUUGUGUUCCAUAACCAUUCAAUUUUUCAAAACCAAGUAUGUACAUCAAAUUAGUUAUGGGUUCGAAGAUUCUAAUAA